AGAAGAAGCCAGGGGAAGAGCCACACUCCAGCUGAUCAGCCUUGAAGACCAGGUCAUCACCAUGUGGAUAUACGUAUGCGCAUUCCUGGUUAUAAGUGCCGCCUUCACAGACGCAGUACAUGCUGAAAAACGGGCUGAGAUAUCACCGGUGCCCUUCGUGUUGUCCACGCGAUACGGGAGAUCCCCACCACGAGUAAUGAUGCCUAGAAAUGACAGAUUCUUCCUGGGCAGUCGUUACGGCAAGCGGUCUGAGGUGUCAGUUGGGUCGUCUCUCCCCCCACAGGGUACACCCAGCAUGCUGUGUGAAUACACGGGCGUGUAUUCCUUGUUUCGAUGUAAGAUACCUACCAGAGGUACUUACGAGGCCAGAGCAAGCGAAGAAAGCCCAGCGAGUGAGGAAUAAACUCCAAGACCCACGAACUACCAUGGACUGAAGAAUUCUAGUCAUAAAUAUUAUUUAAAUUUAAGCAUAAAAAAUAUCUAAAAAAGUCAAUUUUGUGAGCGACUGUAUUUAUAUUAAAAAUUAAUUAUAUUUUAAUAAUAUGAUUGAUUAUAUAAUAAUAAAAUCAAUAAUUUAGUUGAAAUGGCUCAAUACACUUUUUCUUAAUUUACUAGCUGUUCGCGUAUUUGCCGUAAAAAAUGUAGUUACGUAUUUUUUUUGACCUCACGUUGACGUUUGACCUCAGCUUUUAAACUGUCUCCAUUUCAAUUUCUAUAGCAUUUGAGCCGUGAAAACUAUAACAGACAUUUUUACAUUUAAAAUAUUAUAUAAGUUAAAAUUAUCAGUAUUUUCUCACAAAUAUUUGAAAACAAAAAGUUAUUAAAACACUUUUAUUAUAAUUUUAUAAUAGUUACUAUUAAUAAUCUAGAAGGUGGCUAAGCGGGUGAGACGACUUUAUAAAUAAUUAUAAAUUUAAUAAUUAGAUUACAUAAAUACCUAUUGCUGAACUCGUUUUAUACCAAACUAUGUCUCGACCGCGUUCACGCGAAUAAUAGUUUAAAUAACUCAUCAAUUAAAAUAGGUAUUAUUCCAAUUAUUACUACAGAAUAGAAUAAUUUAUAUUAUGGUCUUAUAAUUAAUAAUAAGUCUCUAUUUUAAUGCAAAAGUAAAAAAAAACAUUAAUUCUUUUUUAUAUCUGCUUAAAUGAACACAUAAAUAAUUACAAAUUUUCAUCCAAUAUUUAAAAGCGGUGGUAAACAUUGACAGUCUUCGUUCGGUGUCACGAAAUUCAUUAUUUCACGUAGGGAAACUGGGCAGUUAAAAUUAAAAGGCUAUCAGGUAUCAAGUCAAUAGAUUGCAGAUAGCCCUUGUAAGUAAACAUCAUUAAUGCGCCGCGCCGUAGCUGUUUCUUGCCUAUGUUCAGGAAAUUAAAAAAAAAUACGUAAUAAAACAAUUAUUUAAUUAAUUUUACUGUCCUGCCCUGUUUUUCCUUUUGAAAGGUUGAGAUCAGGUCACGAAAAUUUUUGUAGGUAUUUUAAUAAUGAUAAAAAAAAUUGCCAUCUUUGUUUUUUUUUUCAUUUAUUUAUUGGCGCGCAAUACAGUUUAAAACAACGUAAAAUGUCUUAAUACAUAUAGCGAAGGUUUAUGACUGGUUGAAAACCAACAAAUUGCGCACAGCAUGCUUAACAUUAGUGACAAGUAAAUUACAUACAUAUAUAUGGUCACGUCUAUAUCCCUUGCGGGGUAGACAGAGCCAACAGUCUUGAAAAUACUGAAAGGCCACGUUCAGAUGUUAACCGCAUAUUUAAAAGCAAGUAAAUAUUGCCCUUCUAAAAUUCUUAAUUUUGUACUUUUCAAUACAACAAAAAAAAUAUAUGUAUAAUAAAUUAGCCUCUUGACUACAUCCUUCUACGUAUAUUCCAAAGUACGUAAUUACUACAUCAAUAUUACAUCAUUAUUUUCAUGCAAACCCAUCAAUAUAAUUUACUAUAUCAUCACCGAUUUCAUCCGAUCAGAAUUAACAGUAAAAAUUAUGAUAACUGAUUAUCACAAUUCUUACAUUUAGGUAGUGUUAAGACGAGUUCAGUAAGUAAAUAUUGUCUCUACUUUGAACCGAAGGCUGGGGGUUUGAAGUGGGAUCAUGUUAUGUCAAGCGCACUUCUCCUAUUUAUGUAAAUAACCAAAACACAUUUUAAUAAAUUUAAAAUUAUCAAAAAAGUUUUUUGCAAAAAAAAAUUGUUUAUUUAAUUGGAAAAUCAAUAAUUUAUUGUUUGUUAAAAAUAAGUAGGUACUAGACUUUAUCAUUUAUGAAAUUAAAUGCACUUAUACUUAGUUAGUUGGCAAAUAAAUAUGAUUUAUUAUUUUAGUUUUAAGUUAUGGGUUAUAUAAUUUAAAAAUAUAUAUAGGUAUGUAAAUCA
Molecule: messenger RNA, 2358 nt
Organism: Amyelois transitella
Lineage: Eukaryota; Metazoa; Arthropoda; Insecta; Lepidoptera; Pyralidae
Product: RYamide neuropeptides-like
Exons: 5
Coding region: 62-403 (113 amino acids)
Source: RefSeq, a predicted model, not a curated record